CUGGGUAAGGAGGAAAGGGCGAAUGCCUUGCCAAGACCUGGGUACCGCGCUCGCGACGGUUGAGCUGUACUUGAGGGGACUUCUAAGUCGGAAAUGGCAAUGAGACGCGUCCGGAUGCCGUGGCGACCCAUGCACCCGCGACCACCCACGGAAAACGGAGGUGGAUGGGAGGUGUCGCUCCCAGCAGGCUACGCGAUUCAAGGAUUGGAUGUCGAAUGGAGAGCAGUGACCCUGGGAAGAGGACAGGCGUUCAUGAUGAUGGAAUGUUUGUGGGAUGGCUAGGUAAAGAAAUGGCGACUCAGGAAGGGAUCGAUGACCAGCAGAACGGAGGGAAUCAGGGCACGAAUGGGAAUGGGGAACGAAACGAGGGAUCAGCCAGGGAUCGAGAGUCAGCCAAACUGGAGGGGACCCGAAAAGACGGAAAGGACGCCUCAAUUGGAGAAAGCUCGGGGAAAGCUGGGGGUAGCAAAAGGGGACCUCAGGAAAACAGGGAAGGGGGAAACGACAUGAGAACAUGUACUCGAAACUCAGCACGAGCCACCCCUAAAAAGAUGAAAGUCUUGGAUACCAGUCAUAAACUGGCAGAGAUAGAGAAGCGGACCGCGGAAUUUAAGGCAAGACUUAUCGAGCAGAUGAUGACCGGGGAUGAGGAGGAGCUCCAGGACGCAGGGUCACGUGAGGGACGCAGGGCCGGUCAGGACGAGGCUAGGUAUGAGGGGAAGGAUGAUAGUCACAAAGGAACGCCUAGCAAGAAGGGGAAGGACAAGAGCGACCCCCAGGCGGCAGGAACGGAAAAUGCUAUGGCCCCACCCGCCAUUGACAGCGGCACUAGCAGACUACCCGCCACGCCGAAAGUAACAGGGGCGUGUGACGGACUCUGGAGCCUUAGGGAGAGAGUGCUAGGAUGGUUCGACCCAGAAGGAACACCGAAAACCAGGGAGAAGCAGAGGGAAAGCAAGGAAGGGGAAGGAGCCAGUGCAGCCGGGGAAGCGGGUGGCUCCGAAGAUGGUCUCAAGAAAGUAGUCGCCACCCUCAACAGGACACUGAACAAGAACCAGGGGUAUCUCGCAGAUGCAAAAAAGAAACUCACGUUCGAUGGGGCCAACAUUACGGAGUUUCUAAUAGACUAUGAGAACCUAGCAGCCUUACUGAAAUUGACGGAAGAGGAAAAGAUGGAGCACCUAGGACAACACGUAUCGUUAAGUUUGGAAAGGGACAUUAUGGCCAUCGUUGCCUCUAGUGGAUCCUGGAAAGAGACCAGGAAUGAGAUAAUGAGGAAAUACCUGAAGACAGAAAAAAUGGCAACAGAGGCAAAAUUAGCCGCAGUCCAGAGGAAAAACUAUGCGACCUACAACGAUUUCCUGAGGGCGUUCACGUUAGUGGCUUUGCGAAUUCUCGGGGUAACGGACCCCAUAAUGAGUAAAUACUUCCUCAGGCAAUUCUCCGAGUUUGAUAAGGAUAAGAUUUUGUCAGCAUACCAGCAGACCAGUAAGUUCGAAUACACGAGAGAUGUGGAUUUCAGCACCGUAACAGACCUGGUGGAAAAGACAGUGGUUACCGAGACGCUAGCCCUACUUAAGGAAGGGGAGGUCAUAGAUCUGACCGGGAAGACAGGGGAUAAGGUCAAGAAGGGGAUAGAGAGCCUGCAGGAACGGGUGCACGGGGUUGAUAGCAAGAUAGACGGAAUGGAAAAUGCGUUGUUAGUAAUGCAGGUGCAAGUGUCCAGACCCGCCCUCCCGCCCCAAGAGGCCGUGGUUCCGACAGUUGUAGCAAACGGGGGGUUUGGCAGGAGGGACCCGACCAACGAACAAUGCAAGUAUUGCACCAUGAUCGGGCAUUUCGUACGGGCCUGUCUGAGACUCAAUCACGAUAUCGAGCGGAAGAGGUGCAGUAGGUCCCUCAAAGGCAAGAUCCUCGGACUUAGGGGCUAGCGUGUCAAUUGGAACUCACAAGGAGGGAUGCGGCGAGCCGUCAUCCUCCUGAAUAACUUAGAGAUAGCUGCCGUAGAAGCAGAGCCGAUAGCCGAG
Messenger RNA from Chara braunii, 2027 nucleotides. The record is from the annotation of a GenBank genome assembly. Lineage: Eukaryota; Viridiplantae; Streptophyta; Charophyceae; Charales; Characeae.